GUUAAUUCAUGGCCACACUUUACCAUUACUUACCAAUAAAAGUUGCCACACCUUGCCUAAGAUGAGGUGAUCAAAUUGUUAGCCACAACUUACUAAGUCUAAGGGAAUCUUACCACAUUUUUUGAGCCAUUGACAUGUGAGACCGAAUUUGUUGGAGAAAAAUAUUACCACAACUAUAACUAUAACUAAACAACUAUCAAAUUUACUUAACCUUAGGCGUGGCAAACUGUGACUUGCACCAAACACACCCUUAAUGCGCCGGAAAAUGAACUCGAGAAUACGCUGGAUUUAUGAGCCGAACGUCCAAGAGAUGGCCACCGAUUGUGCUUGUGCCCACAGAAACGCUAGUACGCUACGCUGGCCUUCUCUGCUCCUCUGGAACUGCACGCUGCACAGCACAGCACACACACACGCCGUGCACGCUCCAGUCCAGCACAUUCGCCAGUCAUCCCAUCCCACACCACGCUGAUCAGUUCGCCAACCCGCCCCCAACUCCGAGCCUAGAAAAGCUCAACCUUUUAUUCCUCCUCCACCUUUCCCACCUCUUUUCUUUAAUCCUCCAUGUCUGUCUCCCAAGAAACUUAAUUGGAUCUGUGACACGCGCAGCUGAGCUGAGACUGAGCUGAGCUCUCGGUCAAUCCCCUCAUCUUUUCUUUCUUUUUAAUCCCGUCUCCUAUGCACUUUGAUCAAUACUACUAAUCACCUCUCCUUGGAGAGGUUUUAAUCCUCCAAGAAACAGAAGCAGGAAAGAAUCCAAACCAAGAACCGAGAGACUGACACACACACUACUCUACCUCCUCGGAUUCUCUGUGUGUGUGUGAGAGAGAAGAGGGCUUCCCAUUUCUCACUGCUUCCAGUAGUAGUAGUCCGGUGCUGGCUCCAGCCAGCGGUCCAGCCUCCAAUCUGAAGUUCGUGCUUCGUUCUUGGCUGUGUGUAUCUGGAAAGGGGAAGUGGAAGUGGAAGAAAGGUCUCUUCUCCGGGGACAAGAUCAGCUUCGGUUAAGUGCUUCUGAGAAAGUGAGAAAAGUGUCAUUGGAUAAUAAGAAAUCAGAUGCUAGAGCACCGAAAUAUGUGGCCAGCGAGCCUAAAAGGCGUGGUGAUUCUGUUAAUGCUCAUGGUUUUCAAUGUUUCAGGAGCAUUUGUUGGUAUCAAUGUUGGCACUGAUAUUUCGAACCCACCAUCAGCAUCAGACACAGUGUCUAUCCUGAAAGAAAAGAAGAUUCAACAUGUUCGUCUGCUUGAUUCAGACCAUCAGAUGCUAUCUGCCCUUGCAAAUACUGGAAUAGAAGUGGUGGUUGGGGUUCCAAAUGAUCAGCUACUUCGAGUGGGGCAAUCUCGUUCUACAGCUGCUGAUUGGAUUAACAAGAAUGUUGCUGCAUACAUUCCAGCGACUAACAUAACGCAUAUUGCUGUAGGGAAUGAGGUUCUUACUACAGAACCAAAUGCAGCUCUUGUUCUUGUACCUGCAUUGCAAUUCCUACAGUCAGCGCUUUUGGCUGCAAAUCUCAAUACCCAGGUGAAAAUUUCAAGUCCUCAUUCAACAGACAUGAUCUCUAAGCCAUUUCCUCCAUCUACUGCUACAUUCAAUUCGACAUGGAGCUCAAUAAUGCUUCAGUAUCUUCAAUUUCUGAACAACACAGCAUCUCCCUUCAUGCUGAACGCCCAACCUUAUUAUGACUAUGUCAAAGGGCAAGGCGUAUUCCCCUUAGAAUAUGCGCUGUUUCGAUCACUCAACCCUGAUAGCCAAAUUUCAGAUCCCAACACAAAUUUGUUCUAUACCAAUAUGUUUGAUGCUAUGGUUGAUGCUACAUACAACUCAAUGCAAGCAAUGAAUUUCACUGGGAUCCCUGUUAUGGUCACAGCUUCUGGGUGGCCAUCGCAUGGUGGGCAAAAUGAGAAGGCUGCUAAUGUGGAUAAUGCUUUGGCCUACAAUACAAACCUCAUACGCCAUGUAUUAAAUAAUUCUGGUACUCCUGGCCAGCCAAACAAUCAAGUAAGCACAUUCAUAUUUGAGUUGUUCAAUGAGGAUCUUCGGGCUGGACCUGUCUCAGAGAAAAAUUGGGGCAUCAUGUUCCCCAAUGCAACUACUGUGUACAGCCUUACAUUUGAAGACAUGGCCACAACUAAUACAGAUUCACCAGUUUUGCGAGGGACAUUCUGUGUAGCAAAUUCUAGUGCUCCUCAUAGCGCAUUGAAGCAAAGCUUGGAUUGGGCCUGUGGCCCUGGCUCUGCAAACUGCAGUGCAAUUCAACCUGGGCAACCAUGCUAUAAAUCAGAUGACAUUGUCGCUGUUGCUUCUUAUGCUUUCAAUGAUUAUUACCAUAGGACACGAGCAAGUGGCGGAACAUGCAACUUCAAUAGCACGGCAAUGGUGACAUCUACUGAUCCAAGCCAUGGUUCAUGCAUUUUUGCAGGAAGCACUGGCUCCAAUGGCAGCAACGGUGGUGCGGCGUCUGGGCCCGUAAGCCCAGACAAUUUUGCUACACAAAUUCACUCGUGCUGGUUGACUCACCUAAUUACAUUGCUGUCUAUCAUGGUGUUCAUGUAAAACCCUGUAAAAAAAUGAUGCGUUUUGGAUGAGAUGCCCGAAAUUUAUUGUGGAUCUUGUCAGUAGGAGUGUAGGAGGCCAUAUUUGUCUUAGAUGUAUUGAGGUUAGAUGGCAUGUGUUUCUCAAAAUUCGUUGACCUAGAGAAAGGAGUCAAAUACAUCAAUUUUGAAUGCCAGGCUGGGAGUAUUGAAUUGUGGAAACCUUCUUUUCUGAAAUGUUUGUAUGACUCAAAAAGUGUUUUGUGCUCCCUGCAUAUCGCUUCAGUACUGAAACUGUCACUCUUGUUGAGUAACAGUGUUUUUCUCUCAGACUCACUAAUAUUUUUUUUCUUCUAAA
Messenger RNA from Oryza sativa Japonica Group (Japanese rice), 2883 nucleotides. Its product is annotated as glucan endo-1,3-beta-glucosidase 4. Gene Ontology annotation, cellular component: plasma membrane. Gene Ontology annotation, biological process: carbohydrate metabolic process. Gene Ontology annotation, molecular function: hydrolase activity, hydrolyzing O-glycosyl compounds. The record is from RefSeq and is a predicted model, not a curated record. NCBI's taxonomy places the organism in Eukaryota, Viridiplantae, Streptophyta, Magnoliopsida, Poales, Poaceae.